Trachemys scripta elegans is the source of this 735-nucleotide messenger RNA. RefSeq names its product theg spermatid protein (gene SPMAP2). NCBI's taxonomy places the organism in Eukaryota, Metazoa, Chordata, Testudines, Emydidae. The transcript has 6 exons. The record is from RefSeq and is a predicted model, not a curated record. Bases 1 to 735 code for a protein of 244 amino acids. Gene Ontology annotation, biological process: spermatogenesis.
AUGGUAACUCAUGCCCAAGCAUGGGACAGCACCAGGGAGAGACGCAUCAGUUACCUCGCCUGGCCGAAAGUCAAUCACCAGAUCAUCUGCAACAGGAUUUCAGUAUACUGGACGGAUAAAUUGCCUUCGAAGACUCACAGGUUCACAGUCCCGGUCUUAACGCCACGACAGGCAGAACUUUCUCGAUCCAAAAAGAUCUACCAAGGAUUUGAAGAAAACAGGUCCUUCCCCAUAUGGCCAGUGAGUGCUGCCUCCAAACAUGCUGUGGCGUCCCCCCGGGUGAAGGAGCUGGCGCAUCCGAAACUCGUCAACAGUGCCUGGGAAGCUGAUCGUCCUGUCUACACCAGAGUGAGCAAAGGAGCCAUGACUGCUGCUGCCCGGGAACGAACCACCCAUCUGGCUAAACCAAAGAAACGGGACUUCUCAGCCAAGCUGGACGCCCCAUCCACGCCUCCACGAAGCAUCACACAAUUCACCAGGACUGAAUACUUAGCCCGGCCGAAAACAGAACAUCCGUCGUAUCUCCAUGACAAACCGGUCCGGUGGGCCGUGUCUGCGGGUGUCAGGAAUGCUGUCCUGUCCGCUAGGCUCUCUGAGCUCGCCCGACCCAAGGUCCGCAAACAGAUCUAUGAGGGCUACAACCCGUACCGGAUCUCCAGUGCUGCCCUGCACGCAGAGGCGAGUCCCCGUCUGCAGGAACUUAGUAUACCUCAAAGAGUAAGAAAAAAGAGGUAG